ACAUUGUGUGGGCCCUACAAAUUCCACUCCUAUUUGACAGUUCAGUUCUUACUUAGUUCCAAGUUCCAUCAUCGGAGACGCCGUGGAUUGAUGGAGCCAACCAAUCACAUAACGAUAAUCGUCAAAGACACGGAUGGGAUUAAAAAAAGGUAUUUUAGUAUUAGUAAAAAUACUAAAAUGAAGAAGCUUAUGAAUUCUUACUGUGAUCAUUACUCUCAUCAUUUUGACUCAAUCGCUUUUCUCUUUAAUGCUCGUCGCAUUUGGCCAGAUCAAACUCCAUAUGAGCUAGACAUAGAAGAUGGGGAUGAAAUAGACGCUGCCUUGUAUGAACGUUGGAGCGCAUGCAUCAAUAUCGAUGUAAAAGGCCAGGAUGGGUAUGGAGCUUCCUACAGCUUCCGAAGAAACUGUCCAUUGAAAAAGCUUAUGGAUGAAUAUUGCAAUCAAUAUGAUCUAGAUGUUAGUAGAGUUGGUUUUUUGUUUGACGGGCGUCUCGUCCAAGCUGAGCAGACUCCACACGAGCUGGGAAUUGAGGAUGGUGAUGAAAUGCUUGUUAUGCUUCAUCUGAGAAGACAUGUUUAGUGGAAAAAUUAUAAUGAAAAGCUUGCCAUGCU
This is a messenger RNA of Trifolium pratense (red clover), 611 nucleotides long. Its product is annotated as ubiquitin-like protein pmt3/smt3. Gene Ontology annotation, biological process: protein sumoylation. Lineage: Eukaryota; Viridiplantae; Streptophyta; Magnoliopsida; Fabales; Fabaceae. The record is from RefSeq and is a predicted model, not a curated record. The coding region runs from base 91 to 579 and encodes 162 amino acids. Gene Ontology annotation, cellular component: nucleus. Gene Ontology annotation, molecular function: protein tag activity; ubiquitin-like protein ligase binding. The transcript has 5 exons.